GCUGCAAAACCCAUAUGUAGACACACAGCACUUCAUGGAGACGCUACAAAGAAGAAAAAUUAGUGUAUUAAUGUUUCCAUGGCUGGCUCAUGGACACUUAUCUCCCUUCCUAGAGCUAUCCAAGAAGCUAACCAAAAGAAAUUUCCAUGUCUACUUCUGUUCUACUCCUGUAAAUCUUGAUUCCAUCAAGCCAAAACUAUCUGCUGAGUACUCUUUUUCUAUCCAACUUGUGGAGCUCCAUCUUCCAUCUUCGCCAGAGCUUCCACUUCACUACCAUACCACAAAUGGCCUGCCACCCCAUCUCAUGAAAACUCUCAAGAAAGCCUUUGAUAUGGCAAGCUCUAGCUUCUUCAAUAUUCUCAAGACUCUAAAGCCAGAUUUGCUUAUCUAUGACUUUAUUCAACCAUGGGCACCUGCCCUAGCUUCGUCUCUAAAUAUACCUGCUGUCAACUUCCUGUGCACUUCCAUGGCCAUGUCUUGUUUUGGACUGCAUCUAAACAACCAGGAGGUAAAAUUCCCUUUUCCAGGGAUAUAUCCAAGAGAUUAUAUGAGAAUGAAGGUUUUCAGAGCCCUGGAAUCUUCUUCUAACGACAUAAAAGAUGGAGAGAGGGCUGGUCGAUGCAUGGAUCAAUCUUUUCAUUUGAUAUUGGCGAAGACUUUCAGAGAACUCGAGGGAAAAUACAUUGAUUAUCUCUCUGUUAAGUUGAUGAAGAAGAUAGUUCCUGUUGGUCCUCUUGUUCAAGACCCUAUCUUCGAAGAUGAUGAGAAAAUAAUGGAUCAUCAUCAGGUCAUUAAAUGGCUGGAGAAGAAGGAAAGAUCAUCUACCGUUUUUGUUUCAUUUGGUACCGAGUAUUUUCUUUCCACGGAAGAGAUGGAAGAGAUAGCUUAUGGGUUAGAGCUCAGCAAAGCACACUUCAUUUGGGUUGUCAGGUUUCCUACAGGAGAGAAAAUAAACCUGGAAGAGUCGCUGCCUAAGAGGUACCUUGAGAGGGUUCAGGAGAGAGGAAAGAUUGUUGAGGGUUGGGCUCCACAGCAAAAAAUACUAAGGCAUUCAAGCAUUGGAGGAUUUGUGAGUCACUGUGGAUGGAGUUCUAUAAUGGAAAGCAUGAAAUUUGGGGUGCCAAUAAUAGCCAUGCCCAUGAAUCUUGAUCAGCCUGUAAAUUCAAGAAUGGUAGAGGACGCUGGGGUGGGUAUAGAGGUGAGAAGAAAUAAGAGUGGAGAGCUUGAAAGAGAAGAGAUAGCAAAGACAAUAAGGAAGGUAGUGGUGGAGAAAGAUGGUAAGAAUGUGAGUAGGAAAGCAAGAGAAAUGAGUGAUACCAUUAGAAAGAAGGGAGAGGAAGAGAUUGAUGGGGUGGUGGAUGAAUUGCUUCAACUUUGCGAUGUGAAAACAAACUAUUUGCAGUAGUUUUUUAUAGAAUUGUUUGCAAUCUUGCUAUUGGGAUUUCCUCGUUAAUUAAUUCCGAAGUGGAGGUAAAUGCAUAUGUAUAUUGUCUUAUUAGAGCCAUCUCCAAAAUAUGAGAACUCUAUCUACUC
Molecule: messenger RNA, 1533 nt
Organism: Hevea brasiliensis (rubber tree)
Lineage: Eukaryota; Viridiplantae; Streptophyta; Magnoliopsida; Malpighiales; Euphorbiaceae
Product: UDP-glucosyltransferase 29-like
Exons: 1
Coding region: 35-1405 (456 amino acids)
Molecular function (GO): UDP-glycosyltransferase activity
Source: RefSeq, a predicted model, not a curated record